GAGAGGGCGGCUUCGCUCGGGGAGAUAUUUCACCGGGACGGGAGGCGUUUGAAGUUUGUCAGCCGCUGAGCAGAACAAAGGGGCCACGUUUGACCCGCUAAUGGGCCCCGUUGUUAGCGUGCGGCAAUCCAACAAAGUCGCCUCCACGAGGGACAUUGCACACACUCUCCCGGCUCGCGUAUCUGUCAGCCCUCGCUCUCUCUCACUCGCACGUGUCUCACUCGCACGUGUGUCUCAGCAUAGCCGCUAAGAAGAACGCCUGCACCGCCGCCGUGCUUAUCAUUGCACGUGGCUCCGUCAUUGCCCGUAGACGAGGCAUGACGAGAGGCUAUCUUAACGAGGACUGAAUUAAUGGUGUCAUUGCCAUUAACUAAGUUAUUUAGCAACAGCAACGACAAGUAAGGGCGGUGCGUGACUCGGGCGGUUGCUGUGGCGAGCCCCGCUUCGCUCUCUUUCAGCUGAAGGCUGCAAAGGGGAAGCACUCCGCUGGGCUGUCUCCAGCCUGAACGAUCGCAGCCACGACUCGUGGCGUGCGUGCCCUUCGCGCCGCGUCGGCUUCAAAGCAGCGCUGCUCUUGUCAACUACAAUUUGGCAGCCAGCCACGGCGGUGGACGACCACCAUCGACCAUCGCGUGUCGCAUCAGCGACGUGCCACUUGGGCGAGACGACAGCGACCAUCCCUUCCUCGGCGUGCGUAAAAGGCGACGCAGCCUUGUGGCACCGUACGCACCCCUCUCUCGACAUACACCGCAGCGAUAGUCUCUCCAUAGGUAGGCAGACGUAACAAGCCUCGCAACAGCGGAGAGGUGAGAUGACGGACAAGUAUGAGAAAUUGCGCAAGAUCGGCGAGGGCUCGUACGGGGUGGUGUUCAAGUGCCGGAGCCGGGACAGCGGGAAGAUCGUGGCCGUCAAGAUGUUCGUCGAGUCGGAAGACGACCCGGUGAUCAAGAAAAUAGCCAUGCGCGAAAUCAGAAUGCUCAAGACCCUGAAGCACCCCAACCUGGUGAACAUGCUGGAGGUGUUCCGCAGGAAGCGCCGGCUGCACCUCGUCUUCGAGUUCUGCGACCACACGGUGCUCAACGAGCUGCACCGCUACCCCCACGGGAUUCCUGAAUCCCAAGUGAAGAGCUACAUCUGGCAGAUCCUGCAAGCGGUAGCUUACUGCCACCGGCAUAACUGCAUCCAUCGUGACGUGAAGCCUGAAAACAUACUCAUCACCAGGCAGGGCGUCAUCAAGCUGUGUGACUUUGGUUUCGCCAGGAUCCUCACGAGUCCCGGGGACGAGUACACGGACUACGUGGCCACGCGCUGGUACCGCGCGCCCGAGCUGCUGGUGGGCGACACGCAGUACGGGCCGCCCGUCGACGUCUGGGCCGUGGGCUGCGUCUUCGCCGAGAUGCUCACGGGCAACGCGCUGUGGCCCGGACGCUCCGACCUCGACCAAAUCUACCUCAUCACGUGCACGCUCGGGGACCUCAUUCCCAGGCACCAGCAGGCGUUCGCGUGUAACCAAUACUUCAGUGGACUGGGAAUCCCCGAGCCCGACGUCAUGGAGCCCUUGGAGAUUAAAUUCCAGUCGCUCAACAGUCAAGCUCUGAGUUUUAUGAUGAGCUGCCUGAGGAUGGAGCCGACGGCAAGGCUGAGCUGCGAGGCGCUGCUACAGCACGCGUACUUCUACGCGUUCCGGGAGGGUGACGGGGGUGGCGGCGUGGGAAGCCGCGAGCCCGAUCGGGGCGAGCGCAGGCACGACAAGCGUGGACGCAAGCGCCUCCCCGCGAUGCUGCUGCUGCCGCAGCUGAUCGGCAACAGCAACUCGCCGGCCCCGGAGGUCCGGAGGUACGUGCGCAACAAGCACGACCACCACCUGCCCACCAUCUGACGGCGCGGGGCCACUGGAGCGUGCCGUCGUGGAGCUGCGGCGGAGGCGCUACCGAGCCCCUUUGUUUUCCCGUUUUUUUAAUUUUUUUUUAUAUAUUUUUAAUUACGUUACUUUAUAAAUAACUCAUGAGCCAUCUGCCACAGUCUUGCAUUCUCCGUUCGGUUUAGGAAUAAAAAGUCAACGAGGGUGGUGUGAAUGUGUAUGCAAAAUCGAAAUAAAAUUAAAAGGGAAUGAAACCGUAGGGUGCGGGGGGACGGGGGUGCUAGCAGAUGUCUGAAAUCUGCACGCCGAGUGCUGGGAGAUGGGCAGGGUGCCUGGGCCUCGGGGGGGGGGGUGGCGACUGUGAUUGGAUUCUCCUUGAGCGCUGGGGAGCAGGAAUCAUAUCGCAGUUAUGAUUGCAGCGUGCACGCCCGCGGUGGGCCGCGAGUCGGUUUCCACUGCAGUCCGCACAGGAUCACUGUGGGUAUUUUUAUUCUUAUUUGCCGCUCCUUUCCCGCACCCUUAACUUAUUUAUGCAUUCCUUUUCAGCAUUAGCACGGCUGGCUACGUACGGUGCGAAAGCAGUUCAACAUACAUACAUACAUUAGGUGCGUGCCUCGAUUGCUCGACACCUCUCUCUCUCUGAUGUUUCUCCUCCUUAAAAACACUCCCGAACUGCCCCUAUCUGCAGCUUUCUCCUUCCCUACCCUAAAUCAAUGACAGUUACAUUUAUAAAUAUAUACGAUUGCGUUCCCAGCAACAAAAUGUGCCACCACCGACGUACAUGAUUCUAUGGAUACCUGACAGUAUCUUUGUUGACGAUCAUCAUCACCAUCAUCAUCAGCGGCAAUGCUCUAUCCACUGCUGGAUGAAUGCCUCCCCAAGCCGUCGCCAUCUCUCGUCUAGGUCCUGCACGUUAUCUGAGCUUCUCGCUUCAUCUCCGAGGCGGAUGACCUCCUGGGCGUGUUUCCUCCUUUAGCUGAAACUUCAUUAUUCGUGACAACCACCGGGCAUCGUCCCUUACAAAAACGUGUCCACCCGAAGCUGAUAGCAUCCGUAAAUGAUCAUGACGAUGAUGUUGUUGAUGACGAUAACCGUGAUAAAGGUGGUGGCAUGAUUAUGGGAUUAACAUGACGACAAUAGUAACUGUGAUGGUGAGUAGUCUAUAUACAAUUUGUCUUUGUAGGCUUUUAUGCAUUAAACAUGCAUAUAUGAUUGAAAGCUGUAUUGCAAACUGCCAGGAUGCUCAAAUUUUAAGCAGCUGUUGCUGUUUAAAAAGUCGAAUCUCACAAUGGGGUAAAACUAGGGCGGCUACAUCUUAUCCUUGACACCAUUACCUGCGACUCCUAUUAUCCGUGGCAGCUGUGAGGUUCACAGACACUCCUAUUAGCCAAGAUCCUAUUCUUUCUAUUAUUCGCGAUUCAUGUGUGGAUUUGCCCAUUCCUGAUUUGCGAAACGGCUUCCUGUGUGUGGAAUUUUCCCGGACAAGAAGUCACGCGGUAAAAUACAUCCUAUUCUCUGCGAGUGGCCAUGCUUUUCACCGCACAGGAUAAGCGACACAAAUUGUACGGAAGCCCCGCAGGUCUGCCAUAUCGGUUUCCCUCCGUGGGAGGAGUUAAGAGGAGUUGUAGGUGCAAAAAUAGAAAAUGAGAUUCCGAGUUGCUCAAGUUGUCCGAUGACGUGCCGGCUUUUAAUUUCAUCUCCCGUGCAACACGCACACCGCUGUCUGCUCUCGCCAGUGCCGGCGAUACAAUCGCAAUUCGAGUACCUUCCAUUGCACCUGCCACGGAGCUUACGAUUGUCUGCGCACAUUUGCGUCUCAGCGGUUUUUCAUGAACCCCUUGUCUCCUCAGACGGCGGCCUCCCCUCUGUCCAUGCAACAAUACGCCUGCUUAUAGAUUUGAAGUUUUCGUGACUGCAAGGAUUCAUACUCUUUGGUUUUUUCGGUAAAGUCACGUAGGUAAAAAAUAAAAUAAAUGAAAACAACGAAAUGAAAUCACGACGUUUCGGAGGCAACACGAGCUUCAAAAGAACUGUAGAGAGCUACAGUUAUUUUGCUGUGCCUUUUUUUUUACACCUGAUGAAGGAAGCUUGUGUUGCCUCCGAAACGUCGUGAGUUAAUUUAGUUGUUUUCAUUUAUUUUAAUUUUAUUUUUUACCUACGUGACUUUACCGAAAAAACCAAAGAGUAUGAAUACGCCUGCUGCCAUAGACAGCGGGGGAGAAUAUUCCUUUGGGAGACUGAAAUACGUUUUUGUGGGGGGCAGUGGACGGGGGGGGGGGGCGAUGACGACGACUGAAAUAUGUUUUAACUAAGCAUUUUUGUGUUUGAAUUAAAUAAAUGUUAAAAAUAUAUAUUUUGAAAAGUGACGUCCGAAAACUGGCAGAGCCCCUAGGUAGCCCGGGGCGCCAAAGGGUGGCGCGGGGUCCCCAGCGGUGACCUUGCACUCUGUCCACUUUGGACACGAGUUGUCGAGAUAUUUUUCAAAUUGCACGGCAUCACCAAAUCCGUUCGCACGGCACGCGCUCUGCUAGUGGUGCGACCUUGCACCCUCUCGCCUGGGCUGUCGUCCACAGGGGGUCCCGCUUGUGCAUGGCUGCGUUUGAAUGCAAACUGCUAAAUAGGUUCGAGGGGCCAAGCCCCGAUUGGAUGAACCGCACCACCGGCUGUGCUUGCUACAGAAACAUCAAAUGCUCCAUCAAGUUAGCCCCUGCACUAAUUGUCAUUUUUUUUGGCGCAAAUAAUUCCCCUACCCUGAAUAAUCA
This is a messenger RNA of Petromyzon marinus (sea lamprey), 4623 nucleotides long. RefSeq names its product cyclin dependent kinase like 4 (gene CDKL4). Gene Ontology annotation, cellular component: nucleus. Gene Ontology annotation, biological process: protein phosphorylation. Lineage: Eukaryota; Metazoa; Chordata; Hyperoartia; Petromyzontiformes; Petromyzontidae. Gene Ontology annotation, molecular function: ATP binding; protein serine/threonine kinase activity. The record is from RefSeq and is a predicted model, not a curated record.